UUCGAGUGCCCAGGAAGCUGCCCGGGGACUGGCAGGACGCACCCCGGGGAUGGCCUGUGCCCGGGGCGCACGAUCGCUGUGCUGCCGUGGCGUGGAGCUGCCCUCUGCCGAAAGGGCAAUGCAGAGAGCGGACAGCCGUGCCCGGCCGUGAGCGCCGCGUUCUGCAGCCGAGCCCCUCUGACUUCCCCGCUACCAGCUUGGAAAGAUGUUGCAAGAGCAAUUGAAUUACUGGAAAAAUUACAGGAGUCUGGAGAAGUACCAGUGCACAAGCUACAAUCCCUCAAAAAAGUGCUGCAGAGUGAGUUUUGUACUGCUAUUCGAGAGGUGUAUCAAUAUAUGCAUGAAACGAUAACUGUUAAUGGCUGUCCUGAAUUCCGUGCCAGGGCCACAGCCAAGGCAACAGUUGCAGCUUUUGCAGCUAGUGAAGGCCACUCCCACCCUCGGGUAGUUGAGCUGCCAAAGACUGACGAAGGCCUUGGUUUUAAUGUGAUGGGAGGAAAGGAGCAAAAUUCCCCCAUUUAUAUCUCUCGCAUCAUUCCUGGAGGGGUAGCCGAAAGACACGGAGGCCUCAAAAGAGGAGACCAGCUGCUGUCAGUGAACGGAGUGAGUGUGGAAGGAGAACACCAUGAGAAGGCUGUGGAGCUACUCAAGGCUGCAAAAGACAGCGUCAAGCUGGUGGUCCGAUAUACCCCAAAAGUCUUGGAAGAAAUGGAGGCUCGCUUUGAAAAGCUACGGACAGCCAGGCGUAGGCAGCAGCAGCAAUUGCUGAUUCAGCAGCAACAACAGCAGCAGCAACAAACACAGCAAAAUCAUAUGUCAUAGGCCCUUGAGGAAAAGCUACUUGAUCAAACACCUAAUAGUCACAAAUUUGAAUCUGUGCUUCAGAAUCCCAGCACAUAGUAAAUGGAAAAGACAACACCGAUAAUUAUACCUGUCAAGAAGCUGUGAACACGUGGUGUAUGAAUUCUUUAUCAACGCAAAUCCGACACCUUCUCUCUUUACACACACAAACCUUCCAUUCACUGCAGUGGGAGAGGUUUACCAGUCUGCAGACUGAAACAGUAUAUGAAGAAUAAAGUCCAUGACUUUUGAAUGAAUCAUCAGGGCCAGAAUUAAGUAUAUCUUUGGCCUAUAGCUUUUCCAGAGAUUAACAAACCCCUUAUUAGGCUAUAGUUCAAACUGCAUCAGUUCAAGGUUGUUGCCACUUAAAAGAAACUUACACAUUGACCCUUAAUCUGACCUUUUCCACAUUCAUAUUGCUGAGUUGUCUGAAUUGGAAUUCCAGUUAAUUUCAAAUUCAACAUUACUCCCCUCUUGAAAAUGGCCAGUUAUCAUACUAUAUUUAUACUAGAUUCAGCUUCUAGAAGCAAUUGGCUUUUUAUUUUGGUGUUUCCAUGCAUUUUAUUAUGCACUUAUAGACUGGGGCAAUUUUAGCUCAACUUUUAGUUUGUUAGAAGCAAGGGUAGAGAACUCCAGAGCUGUAUUUUUUUAAUUUAAAUAUUGCUUCUAUCUAUUAUUAAUUCUAACAGAAUAUAAUGUAUAUUUAUUCCACAAAAUAUAUAUUAUCAGAGUGUAUUUGUUACAAACUUAGGUUCUUCUCUUACCAUGUGUUAUGCAUCUGGUAAGACAGUACUAUACUAGCAAAGAAUCUAGCUUCAUUGAACUGAUCUUCAUAUAAUAUGUAUAUAACCCUGAUUGUGGUAUUUUUUGUUGAGUUUUAUAUGUUUUGACUGAUAAACUGGAGAACUCUAAAUUCUAGCUACACUGAUGUGCUGUCAUAGAAGUCUAUUUGACAUUUUAAAUUUAGUACUUAAAAAACCAAGUCAUAAUACAUGUGCCUAUAUAUAAAAAUAUAUCAUACAAAGUAUAGAUCAGUUUCCCCAGACAUAAAUUGGGUAUUGUUGGCACUCUAAGAUCAAAAGUAUUAUUUCUCAUAAAAUUUGGCAAAAGGAAACCAGUGAUACCAGUAUUGUAAACAAGCAGAUGCUUCCUCUAGCAGAAGAAGAUGCCAAGUCAUUGCAUAUAUCCAUGUAGAUAAACAGAUGAUAGGAUAUCUUUUGGAAAGUAUCAUUCACCAGAAAAUCUAUUUAAAGUCACCUUAUACAGAAACCAAUUUUUGGCUUAUGGUUAAUCUAGAAACACAGUCUGAUUUUACUUUACAGAAUGAAUAGGAAGCAGCAAUUAUUUGGACACUAAAAACCUUAUGCACAAAAAUUUACAUGACAAAAGAAUAAAUGCCCAGUUGAAACUUUCUAGACAGAUUAUUAAAGCGGAGGCAAAUAUUUGAAUAUUCCUUUUCUCAAAUACAGAAAUUGAUUUCCGAGGAUAAAUAAAUUUGCCAUUUCAGACAUUCCUCCAAUUUAGAAACUUAUGAAGCUCAGUUUAGAAACUGUCUUCUUGAAAAUAAAGCAAAUUGGAACUAUCCAGCUUCUUUUAUUUUGCCCUGUUGGAUAAUGUUAUUGCCAAUAAUAAUAUUAUUACUAUUGCCUGCUUUCUAAUAGUGCAUCACUCAACCAAAAGACAAACUGCAAGGAAACAAAGAAGUACACAAAUUUUGACAGUUGUUCUUCUAUGGUAACAGAUUUUCAUCCUUCAAAACGUAUCAUUUUUUACUAGAGAACUGGAGGGUGAGCACUCUGAAUGUUAUGUUAAAUAGGUUUACAAGAGACACAUAUGUUAAAAGGGACUGAAUGGAAGCUACAUGAGUAUUAUUGAGUUUGAAAGUGGUCAUUCUCAUUUUUAUAAGAAUAAUUAGUAAAUAUAUAUAUUUAAUUAUCAUUUAACAUAGAAAUAUUAUAGCUCUUCAGGCAACGCCACAAGAUUCUCAUAAAGGGACAUCAUUGUACCCUUGUAAUGAGAAAAUGGUCAUUUCAAUACCCUUCAGUAUAUUGUAUAAAUUUGGAGCUUAAGGUAUGUUUUUAUUUAGCCAUAAGGGCUUGGUCAUUAUUACAGUUAUAUGUAUUCACAUCGAUGCAAAGAUUGUUAUAGUAUUACAGAAGCAAAGGAGCAAAUACAUUCUAGAAGUCUUUGGUUUUGUGCUUCAAUGCCUAAUGUGAAGUGCUGAGGAGUAUAUGCCAAGUUUUUCACCUAAGUGAAGAGACAUCCACCACACCAAUGAAAUCUAAGGACAGAUUACAUGUCACAGUAAUGCUACAUAAAAAUGACCAACAAAAUGGCCCGUUUUCAUCAGAACAAUUUUUCAUUUAUUGAUAUUUAAGCCUUACCUAAAAUUUUAAUCAAAGGUAACUAUCCACAUGACCUAGAGAGGCCCCUUUUGGUUUUCUAAGCUUCAGAGGAGCAGAGAAUAAGAAAAAAAAAAAAAAUCAUCACAACUUGUUCUAGUGCUCUUUAUUAUUAAAAAUCACAUUAGACUGAAACAUCCAAGAUCAUAUUAAAAUAGAGACAUGCCCAUUGCUUUUACUGACCAAUCUUCAAUAUCAUAAACAAUUUAGGUAUUAAAAGUAAGGGGGGAAACUGGUGAGUUGGUCAGGGUGUGGCCAGUGGGACAGAUUUUUGUGAACUCUUUCUUGCUAUGAGUUUGAAGGCAAUACAUGGAGUGCAUUUCAGUAAAAGAAAACCCAGACCUUUUCACUGGAUCAUUUACAUUUUGAUUCUGUUGCCAUUUGAAAUAGAACGUCUGCAGGGAGAUAAUGAGCUUAAAUUACAAUUGACUUUGGAAAGAAUAACAGAGUUUUGUGCUUCCUCAAUCGUGUAAUCAAUAGGGAAUUCUCUAGUUAUAUGAACUACCACUAUCUUUUAAGACAAUUCUAAGAUCUGAAAGCAAAGACUAGGUAUUUGGGGCUUUUUAAGGAUCCAAGGCUGUCUCUGCAUAACUUGUCGAAAGAUAGAUUACACCAAUUUACAGACAUGUUUUUCAACCACAAAUCAAACUGAUGUUAUCUCAUUUCAUUUUUUACAGCAGUGCCUACAGAACUCCAAAACGUUGGACUAUUUUGUCUGCAUUAUUUUAAAUAUCUAUAGAUAAUUUUUGGCUGUGCGAAUAAUACCUACAUUUUGCUAGUUUGUGUUUGUCAUACAGACACAACCUGUUGGUAAGGCUAACAACAUCAUGAAGUAGAAGAUUCAGAGAGGUCAGCAUAUAACAAGAUCUCCCAAAACAUGGGAUAGUCCCACCCAUCUUGUCCCUCUAUAUGAAGACUGAACUCCAGGAGAGAAAGGGCUGUGACUGCCUUACUUACUACUAUAACCAAUUCCCAACAUAAUAGAGACAUUCAAUAAAUGUUUGUUGAAUGAAUGAAUGACUGAAUAUAUAGAUGGACAAAUAAAUGAAUUUUGCCUGCUGAUAAUUUCACACAUCUCAUCAGUUUACAUUAUAUUAAUUACCAGUUUAAUUUCUGAAUUUCAUAGUUAACUCAGAAUGGACUUUUGAUAAAUAAUUUUUAGGUAUAUGAAUUUGGAAUCAAAGUACAUCAGUGAUUUCAAGGACUUGAGGACAUUCAGAUAAGAAAUAGUGUUUGGGGAUUCAGAGAAGUUUUUGAAAUGAAUAAAACCCAACCUUUCUAGUUCUUUUAUGAGCUCCUUAAAUUGUUUGGCAGGAAUGAUCCAAACACAGAGCUCCAUUUAUAAAUUUUAUAAAAGAUUUUGCUUCAUUUUUUAAAAAGAGAUAAAUCACAAAGUGUAUUAUUAAUAGUUCUUUCAAAUUAAUAGCUUUCCUCUAAGGAAUUCAUGGUAACUGGAGACACCAUCCCUAAAUCUUCUGUUUUUCAGAAAUUGCUUAUCCUUUCAUAAUUGAUUCCUAAAAUGAACCUAGGCUAAAAAUUAAUAAAAUAGCUACUAAGA
Molecule: messenger RNA, 4800 nt
Organism: Choloepus didactylus (southern two-toed sloth)
Lineage: Eukaryota; Metazoa; Chordata; Mammalia; Pilosa; Megalonychidae
Gene: LIN7A
Product: lin-7 homolog A, crumbs cell polarity complex component
Exons: 6
Coding region: 337-822 (161 amino acids)
Biological process (GO): maintenance of epithelial cell apical/basal polarity; protein localization to basolateral plasma membrane; neurotransmitter secretion
Cellular component (GO): cell-cell junction; MPP7-DLG1-LIN7 complex; synapse
Molecular function (GO): L27 domain binding
Source: RefSeq, a predicted model, not a curated record